Molecule: messenger RNA, 1806 nt
Organism: Strigops habroptila (Kakapo)
Lineage: Eukaryota; Metazoa; Chordata; Aves; Psittaciformes; Psittacidae
Gene: FBXO46
Product: F-box protein 46
Exons: 2
Coding region: 1-1806 (601 amino acids)
Molecular function (GO): protein binding
Source: RefSeq, a predicted model, not a curated record
AUGCGCGGGGGGGCACCCCGGAAGCGGCGCGGAGAGGCGGAGCGGCCGCGCCCGGCACCUGCCCGCUGCAGCUCUGGUGCCCGCGGCCCUUCGGCACCUACAGCCAGAACAAGCCAUGCGCCGGCCCCGGCGCCGCCAAGAAACCCUUCAGCCCGUCCUGCCGCCACACCGAGAACACGCCGCCCCCCCCCGAGCACCGGCACCGGCGCCGCGGCACCACCGGCACCACCGGCACCGGCGUCGGAGGAGGGCCGGGUGCUGCUGGACACGUGGUACGUCAUCAAGCCCGGCAACACCAAGGAGAAGGUGGCGUUCUUCGUGGCGCACCAGUGCGGCGCCGGCGCCCGCGCCAGCACCAUGAAGGUCAAAGGCAACUGGGGCAGCGACAGCUCCAAAGCCAAGCGGCGCCGGCGCUGCCACGACCCGGCCAAGGCGAAGCCGAGCGCGGUCGGCGCCGACGAGGAGCCGCUGCCCGGUGAAGCCGCCGAGCUGGUGUCGGUGGCGGAGAUGGUGGCGCUGGUGGAGCAGCGCACGGCGCUGGCGCUGCAAAGCUUCCCCCCGGUGCUGGUGGAGGCCCCGAGCGGCGGCGACGCCAAAGCGCCGAGCGCCGCCGAUUGCAGCCGCGUGGCCGAAGCCGUCGCCCACUUCGAGUCGCGGCACCGCGACGGCGCCGCCAGACCCAACGGCUUGUGCCGGCCCGGCGCCGAAUGCCCGGCGGCGGCGGCGGCAGCACCGGCGGCGCCCGGUGAGGUCCGCAUCGCCUUCCGCAUCGCCAGCGGCCGCGAGCCGCGCGCCGGCGCCGCCACCGAAGCCGGCGGCACCGGUCGCCCCGGUUGCGUGUUCGUGAGCGGCGCCAGCGCCGGCGGCCGCGCCAAGGACAAGAUCACGUGCGACCUGUACCGGUUGAUCAGCCCGUCCCGGGACGUGCUGCCCACCAACGUGGAGCUGCUAUUGGCCGCCGCCGGGCCUAAAGGCGACGGCGAUGGUGGCGACGCCGUUGUUGGCCGCAGCGAGAGCGCGGCGGCGCCGGCGGCGAAGGCGGACGCGUGCGAUGGAGCCCUGGACGCGGCGGCGGCGGCGGCGCCGGGGCGGGAUUGCGCCGCCGGCUUCCAUGUGGACGUGGUGGUGACCGGCGUGGUGGAUCAAUGCGUCUUCUACGGCAAGGACAGCGCCAAGCAGGUGACGGAGGAGACGGUGCGGCUGCCCGCGGCACCCAAGGACGAGCCGGCGCCGCCGCCGCCGCCGCCGCCGGGGCAGCUCUUCCUCUUCCCCAUCACCGAUGAGCCGGCGGCGGCGGCGGCGGCGGCGCCGGAGCCGGAGCCGACGGCACCGGGGGCCGACCCUUCGCUUUGCCGCUUGUACCGCCACGUGUCCCACGACUUCCUGGAGAUCCGGUUCAAGAUCCAGCGGCUGCUGGAGCCGCGGCAGUACAUGCUGCUGCUGCCGGAGCACGUCAUGGUGAAGAUCUUCAGCUACCUGCCCACCCAGGCGCUGGCCGCCCUCAAGUGCUCCUGCCACUACUUCAAAUCCCUCAUCGAGACCUUCGGCGUCCGCGCCACCGAUUCGCGGUGGAACCGGGACCCCUUGUACCGCGACGACCCCUGCAAGCAGUGCAGGAAGCGCUACGAGAAGGGGGACGUGUCGCUGUGCCGUUGGCACCCCAAACCCUACCACCACGACCUGCCCUACGGCAGGUCCUACUGGAUGUGCUGCCGCCGGCCCGACAAGGAGGCGCCGGGUUGCCGUGUGGGGCUGCACGAUAACAACUGGGUGCACCCGGCGCCGCGGCGCGACGAUGGGAGGUGA